AUGGAUGAGGGUUACAGCAGCAGAGAAAGUGGGGGAGGGGCGAAGAAGGGCUGUGUUCUUGAGGUGGAAGACGGCAGUUCUGGAUUUCUUGUUCCGCAUGUAUGCAGCCUUGCCAGCAGUACUGCACACUCUGCCUGCAUAACAUGCCUUUCAAAUUUAAAAGGAAAGGAAAAGGAUCUUUUUAACACCAUUUGCAGAGGAUGCCAAAUAAAAGAUUCAGGGGUGUGUAACUUGACAAUCCAUGUUGAAUUUGCCCAAUUUACUGGGCCUGGAGGCUGUGUUUGCGCCUGGGAGAAAGAGGGAGGUAUACAAGAGCUCUUGGCACAAUGCGAGCUGAGGCCAGCGCCGCACAAGAGAAGGACAAAGACUGACUUGCAGUCAAGUGGAUUAGUAGAAUUUGAAUAUACUGCUGGAUCAUGCACAGAGCAAAUUAGAUUUUGUGUGAGUAAUUCCAUCUGUAACAAAUGUUUGGCACCUGUCCUUCAAGCUUGCAAUGAGGCGCAGUGUGACCAUAACAGCUGUGGGCAAGAAACUCAAAAUUUCUAUGGUAGCGUGCCGCACGAUUUUGCCGAGAGGCUUGUCAUGUGCGAAUGUGAUCCUUCAGAUGUAAGCUGCCUACAAAUGAAAGCAGCAAUACAUGGCAGUACAUGUGGAGCCAAUCCUUGGAUCUGUCAGGAGGUUGUGACGCGCUGUGUGGAGGACCAGCAUUGCAGAGACUUGCUCACUAAAUUUCAAGCCAAGUGCUGGCGCUACGAUGAAUCACUGUGUGGCGACGUUGGUCUUCAAAGUGAAUGUUUCCACUUCAUGAAUCCAGCUCUGAUCCUUGGAGGAGAGUUGGAAUGCAGAAAGGCCUUUGUGGCAACUCUGGGCACUGCUCUGCACCACCCUUGCACAUGCCAACAUGUGCAUGGUGCUGAUCUCGACACAUGCCGUACGAUUCAUGAUGUGCUGCACAACAGAACGCACUUCAAGAUCCGCUGGAUGAGGGUUAAUGGUCCUUCUCAUCCUCCUGCAAUCAGUGAAUCAGAAGAAGGUCAGAGCGGGUUGUCUGAGUACGUACUUUUUGGCUGUACAGCGAUACUUUUAGUCGGAAUUCUGUUAAUGCCUUUGGCAAUUUUAUGUAAAAGAAGGUUGGUGAAGAAAACCAAGACACAAGACAAGACCAGAUUUCAGCCUCUUCCAAAAAGUAGUAGCACUGUUACUCCUCACGAAUUUCCAUAA
Nerophis lumbriciformis (worm pipefish) is the source of this 1221-nucleotide messenger RNA. Lineage: Eukaryota; Metazoa; Chordata; Actinopteri; Syngnathiformes; Syngnathidae. The record is from RefSeq and is a predicted model, not a curated record.